AUGGGUUAAACUUGUUCAGCAUAUUGCUCCAACUACAAAUAGAAUGGCUAUAUCGCCGAGGAUACAAACCAGUAGGUUGAUGCUCCCGCUUAAGACUCAAAGAGAUAAUUUCCAUCAGUCACUCUAGAAAAUGGAGCUAUAUACACAGGAGAGUGGAACAGAGGAAUGCGUGAAGGCUAAGGGUAUUAGGAGUGGCCUGAUGGCUCGAGAUAUAUUGGAGAGUGGAAAAAUGACAAAGCAAACGGAUAUGGCAAACUAUUUCAUGCAGAUGGAGAUAUAUAUGAGGGAGAGUGGGUGGAUGACUAAGCUCAUGGGCAAGGUAAAUACAUUCACAACAAUGGCGCAAUAUAUGAAGGUGAAUGGGUAAACGAUAAACAGCAAGGCUACGGUGUCGAAAUAUGGCCAGACGGCGCCAGAUACGAGGGAAUGUUUGUAGACGGCAAAAAAGAAGGCUAGGGUAUUUUGAAAUUCGCAGAUGGCUCAGUAUUUCAAGGUUAGUUCUCAGAUAAUGAAAUAAAUGGUCAUGGCACUUACAUCUGGAGUGAUGGCAAAAUAUAUGUAGGGGAAUGGCAAUCAAACAAAAUGCAUGGGCGAGGCCAGCUGAAAUGGGCAACUGGGAAAUGCUACGAAGGUGAAUUCAAGGAUGACAAGCGUCAUGGACACGGAUUAUUUGUUUGGAAUGACGGUCGUAUGUAUGAUGGGCAAUGGCGUAAUGGGAAAUAGCACGGAAGAGGUGUAUUCAAAACAGCUGAUGGUGUUGAACUAGUUGGAGAAUGGAACGAUGGAGAAAGGACCAAAUGGUACAAUAAUGGCAAUCAGCAAAUAGAUUUGAGUAGUUAAGGUAAAACUGCGCAGUGGAAUCAAAUGAGCUCAUCAAGACUUUCAUCUUAGUAGUGA
Messenger RNA from Stylonychia lemnae, 897 nucleotides. The record is from the annotation of a GenBank genome assembly. Lineage: Eukaryota; Ciliophora; Spirotrichea; Sporadotrichida; Oxytrichidae.